Messenger RNA from Drosophila takahashii, 1041 nucleotides. RefSeq names its product SPRY domain-containing SOCS box protein 3-like. Lineage: Eukaryota; Metazoa; Arthropoda; Insecta; Diptera; Drosophilidae. The record is from RefSeq and is a predicted model, not a curated record. Gene Ontology annotation, cellular component: SCF ubiquitin ligase complex. Gene Ontology annotation, biological process: proteasome-mediated ubiquitin-dependent protein catabolic process. Gene Ontology annotation, molecular function: protein binding.
UUACCAGGCUUCAAACAUAAACAAUUCUUUUUUAAUAAAUUUCUACUGAGGUGCAAUGAGGUCUUUUGGUGGUACACGAUUUUUUGAUCUCGCUUUGAAAAUUAUCUCUACUUUGGGAUCUAGCUAUAAAGCUAAUCAGGAUCAAUAUCUUAAUUCUUACUAUCAUCAUUUCACACUAGCCGCGUCAGUCACAAUCGGAAUUUUGCCGAGAUCGGAAGUGAGCUAGUAAGAAUUCGUCAUCCGAUACAGAUAAAGACCCGACUUUGGCGCAUUUGCAAACUGCAUUUUCAUGACCCAAAGAUAUUGCCAGUGCUGGUUUCCCAGCUCCAACGACAUAGUCCGUUACAAGGGCCAUAUACCUGACUUGGUCAAGUGUCGAUGCGGAGAGUAUGGUGUCGGCAAUGGCUACUCCUGGCAAUGGGACACCACAGAAGAGUCGGAUGCUUUGGUCACUGAAAGAGACAUUACUUUUCAUCCCACCAGAAGUCAGGGAACCGCCAUUGUGAAGGGAAAAAAGUCUCUAGAACCCGGCAUGGUGCAUUAUUGGGAGAUGCUUGCUAUAUCUCCUCUGUACGGCACAGAUGUAAUGUUUGGCAUCGGUACGCAGAGCAUAGAUUCCGGACAACAUAGAUUCCAAUAUGUUUCUGCUUUGGGUAGCAAUGCCCAUUCCUGGGGUCUUUCGUACUCCGGCCAGAUCCAAAACUGCGGCGAGCGGCUGCCCUACGCCCAAAAGUUCUCCCAGGGCUGUCUGAUUGGUGUCUAUUUGGAUCGUAGUCGCGGCCACUUGGAGUUCUAUAUAAACCGAAAGGCGUUAGGAGUGGCCUACACCAAUGUGCCGGUGGAUCCAAACGUAAAGAUAUAUCCAAUGGUCUGCUCUACAGCAUUAAAGUCUGUGAUAAGACUAACCAACUGCACUUCGUUACCGGAUACUUUGCUGCUUCGCUCCUUGCAAGCGUUAUCAAGAAAGCAGCUCUCCGAACUUCGCAAAUUUCCGGGAUUCAGGUCAUUCCUUAAAACCCACUGGUUCCUGACUCUAUAAUA